This is a messenger RNA of Ochotona curzoniae (black-lipped pika), 2837 nucleotides long. RefSeq names its product zinc finger SWIM-type containing 3 (gene ZSWIM3). Gene Ontology annotation, molecular function: zinc ion binding. The transcript has 2 exons. The record is from RefSeq and is a predicted model, not a curated record. The coding region runs from base 302 to 2389 and encodes 695 amino acids. Lineage: Eukaryota; Metazoa; Chordata; Mammalia; Lagomorpha; Ochotonidae.
GUCUGGGAACUCUAGGUGUGAUUGGAUACGACCGCGAAGGGGCGGAGCCUUCGGGAUGGAUAACACGGACUCGGUGUCAUUUCCCCCCAGACCCCCUCUGUUAGGAAGCCGAGACGCCCCCAGCCUCAUAACCUGGUCUGGCGAAGAAGCCCUGCUGAGCUCCGUCAUAGGCCUCCCAACUGGGGCUGCCCGUUCAGGAGCCCUGGGCACCGCGCCAGGCUGGGAAUUCCCCUGGUGUGACCUCUGACCCCGGUGAGAUACCGGGCCCGGGGUUCGAGGCCAGCUCCCGGUGUAGGCGGCCAUGGAGCUGGGCAGCUGCUUCAAGACCUAUGAGGAUUUCAAGGAGUGCUUCAACGCGUACAAAAAGGAGAACAGGUGUUCCUUCAUCCUCAGAGACUGCGUCUCCGUCCGCUUCCACAACCUCAACCACGGCACCUCCAUCCGCGAAGAUGUCUUAUACAUGCAGGUGAAAUUUGUCUGUAUUUGGACUCAGUCCAACAGGAAGAGACUUCGGCAGGAGGACAUGUGCCCAGCCUACCUGCUCCUGCGGUACGACGAGAGUCUAGACCGACUGUGUAUCAGUGAAUUGAAUACCCAACAUGUGCAUGUUGACUCCAGCAGAGCCGCUGGUCCCAAGGAAGAUGCUGCUGGCAAACCUCAGAAGACCAGGUGCGUGCAGGCACUGCAGCCAGACCUCAACCAAGUGGAGAAGUUGCCAGCUGAACCAUCCUUUUGCCUCGAAAAAGUACAAGGUCCCUCAAAGCCGGAACUAGAGGGUGUCACUCCUUGUGACCUGGCCAAGAUAGCCAAAGUAAUGAAGAACUUUCUGCAAGUGGAUGAGGGUUCCAUGGCCUCCUUCAACGUGGGCAACAACCAGGACCUGGACCGGCUCAGCUUCCAGAGCAGCAAGAUGAGUGAGCUGUUCGUGCGCUUCCCCGAGAGCAUCUUGCUGCACCGGGUGGAGAACGCCCGGGGCCACAUCCUGUAUGCUUUCCUGGUGGAGAACAAGGAACGCGAGAGCCGAGUGGUCCACUUUGCCAUGCUCAAGGAGGAGACAGCCACCUCUGUGGCCAAGAUGCUGAGCAUCUUCACAGAGUUCAACUCCGAUUGGCCCAAGAUCAAGGUGGUCUUUGUGGAGCCCUCGUUCCCUCACCGGGCCAUCCUGCAGGAGAACUUCCCCUCAGCCCGCAUCCUGCUUUCCAUUUACCACACAACCCGACUCCUGGAAAAGAAGUUGCAUCGUAGUUCCACAGAUCCAUCCUUUAAAAGACUCAUGAAGGAAGCGCUGCGGGAGGCCGUGUUCGUCACUUCCAACGCCAGCCUGAAAAACCUGCGUGACAUGUCCCAAGCCCUGCUAGAUGAGGAUCUCUUCAGCUUCCUACAGGCGCACUGGUUCUCCUGUGAGCUGCUGUGGUACCUGCACGUGCGGAAGGGCCUGCAUGCGUGUAACACCUACAUGGACAGCCUGGACAUCGUCACCAGCAAGGUGUCAAGCCUCUUUCGGGAACAGCAGUCCCUGUUCCCUGGGGAUUACAUCGACCUUUUUAACACCAAAGGUUUCAAGAACCUGCCCUCAGCACCUCCCAAGUUAAAGAGAUCCCAGUCUGCAAGCCUGGCCACCAAGGCCAAGAAGCCCUUCCAAGUCUGUAGAGCCAUCCUCCCCCGGCCGCCCGUGCAGGAGACCAAGGCAGAACCACAGCAGGUUCCCUCGCAACCGCAGGCCCAGCCCUCCCAGGCUGGCAUGCUUGAUACUUUGCACCAGAGCGGCUCUGAACUGGCCUAUAAGCUGUGCCACCAUGAGUGGGAGGUCGUUCAAAACUCAACCCAUCUGGUGGACCUGGCUGGCUCCUUUGUGGACGUGCAGCUGAUAGAGAACUCUCACCAGGUCAGCAAAGAUUGCUGCAGCUGUAGCUGUUCCUUUCAACAGUGGUACCACCUGCCGUGCCGGCACAUUCUGGCCCUGCUGCACACCAGCCAGCAGCCAGUGGGUGAAGCCAUGGUGUGCCGCCGGUGGCAGAAAAAAUACCAGCAUCUCCUUGGGCCCAAUGGCGAGCUCCAGGACCGCGGAGAGCUCCCCAGCCCAGGCCAGCCUGAGAGGCAGGGAAGGGACCACAUAAUUCAGGACCUAAGCAGGGAACUGGCCAACCUGCUGAUGCAAACUGAGGGGCCAGAGCUAGAGGAGCGCUACUCCACCCUGCGCAAGAUUGUGGACAUCUGGACUGACCCCGGUCAGCUGCCUGACCUCGGUCAGCAGCCUGAGCCCAGUCAGCUGCCCGAGCCCAGUCAGCAGUCUGAAGACUUUAGGGACAUCGGUUGCCUCCCCUUCCUUUGGGGAAAGCUGGAGGAAGGGGAAGGACUCUCUCCUGCUGAAACCCUGGUGCACGAGUGACGCAUCCACACCGACGCAUUGGACCAUGCCCUCCUAUCCUUGGAAGUGUGCGAGUUCAAAGAGGGUGACAGAUGUCGGGGAUCGGCAUUGUAGCCACUGUCUCCCUAGGUGUGAUAGGGGGAGUAUUCCAGAAAGCAGAAAAUCCUUCGAAGCUGCUCCCAACCCCUGCAGCCCCCAUCCCCACGCCCGGGUCAGUCCUGCUUCGGGCAGCCCGUGAGACCUCAUUCAUUGUUCAAGGCCAAAGUUUUCUCCAUGUCGAAAGGUCACCCCUCGUUCUCCCUCAGCCCCUGAGAUCGGGUACACAUCGCCCCAGGACAGAGCAAGACAAAUCGGACCUGGGAAAGGGCUUAUUUGCCAAGACAGAGGGAGAGAGGGCGAUCCUUCAGUGUUGCUGCUCUUUAUGAAGAUUCUGUUAUUUGUAUCUAUUUUUAUUCAUAUUAAAUAAAGC